CCAGGCUAGUUGCAUUUCUCAGGACAACACUAUUUAACGUACGGCACGAAAUAAUACCAGCCAGUGAUUGUAAGUGGAAGCAGAUUAGCAGUGAAUUUGCAUAUAUAAAAUCUAUUCGCCGUAGUAACCGGAACGUAAUGGGCUAUCUAAUUAUAUGGCUGGUAGCAAUUUGCCUGUCAGGAUUUAUGGCAUGCACAGCCCACGGGAUAGCUGUCGAGAUGCGUGCAGAAAUCAUAUCGGACUCGGCAUCCCGCAGCAAGCGAACAAUCGGAUCCGGCAGCGAUUUCGUAAACUGUUUGGCGAUAGGAGAAACCACAACGCAGCACCGCUUUUGCUCGUAUGACCAGUCUUUACUAAGUGCCAUUGUGCGGACAUUCACCCGUAGCGAUACUGAACAGCAAAAGGUACGGCCCAUGUGCCCUGCAGGGCAAGUUUUUCGCAAUCGCUGCAAUGUUUGCGAGUGCAAGGCCGGGGGAUCGCUGCUAUGCAGCACGGAUCUGUGUGCUGAGGAUUUUUUCGACGCCAACGGUCUGCCCAAGUAUUGGUGAUUAAGAACUUUUUUGGCUUGCUUUACAAGUUGUAUGGACCGGGAUAAUAAGAAGGUUAAAAUAGACUAUUUUAA
Messenger RNA from Wyeomyia smithii (pitcher-plant mosquito), 622 nucleotides. RefSeq lists its product as uncharacterized. Lineage: Eukaryota; Metazoa; Arthropoda; Insecta; Diptera; Culicidae. The coding region runs from base 138 to 548 and encodes 136 amino acids. Gene Ontology annotation, molecular function: peptidase inhibitor activity. The record is from RefSeq and is a predicted model, not a curated record. The transcript is spliced from 2 exons.